Messenger RNA from Callorhinchus milii (elephant shark), 3092 nucleotides. RefSeq names its product bri3 binding protein (gene bri3bp). The transcript has 3 exons. The record is from RefSeq and is a predicted model, not a curated record. The coding region runs from base 184 to 921 and encodes 245 amino acids. Gene Ontology annotation, cellular component: mitochondrion. Lineage: Eukaryota; Metazoa; Chordata; Chondrichthyes; Chimaeriformes; Callorhinchidae.
AGACCCCUGGGGUUAGAAAUGGGCGUGUGUUUAAUUCCCGGCCCCUUUGGGCGCUGUGUGCAGUGUCAGAGCGGACGCUUUAGCAGUUGCACAGCGUGAGUGAGGAGGGGGGAAGACUUUCGCGGCCGUACAGCGCGCGCGGGAGGCGGUGAGAGCGGAGAGCCGGGGCUGCGGGUGGCCCUGAUGGCGGGGCUGCGCUGCCGGGCGCUGGGCCUGGGUCUGGCCGUGUCCGUGGCCGCGGUGCUGCUCUUGGCCGCGGGCCCGGGGCUCGGGCUGAAGCAACGCUACGAUUCCGGCUCCGACCACAAACAAAACACCCUGAGGCGGGCGGCGAGCGGCCUGUACCAGAGCCUGGCGGCCGCGGCCGGGGAGGCCAACCUGCGCGCGCUGCACAAGUUUUUCUCGAGAAUCACGGAGCAGUUUGUGCAGGGGGUGGAUACGCUGGUGGACACAGUGUGGAAGAUCUGGGCCGACCUUCUGGAUGUGCUGGGGAUUGAUGCAACGAACCUGACCCAGUAUCUGACCCCGACCACAGUGGCCAACCACCCGGCCCGAGUACUGCUGCUGGUAGUGGCAGUGCUCAUCGGGUACUGGUUCCUCUCCAUGUUCCUGGGACUGUUCUUUUAUGCCCUACAUGCGCUACUCGGGCGCUUUUUCUGGCUGGCUCGUGUAGCCCUCUUCGCCCUCUCCUGCCUCUACAUCCUGCAGAAGUUUGAGGGAGACCCCGAGAGAGCAGUGCUCCCCCUCUGCUUCGUGGUGUUGGUUUAUUUCAUGACCGGCCCCGUGGGCUUUUACUGGCGACGCGGUGGUGGAGGAGGCCACCUGGAGGAGAAGAUCGAUCACCUCGAGGGGCAAGUCCGGGUCAUGAACCUGCGUCUGAACCGAGUGCUGGAGAGGCUGGACCGAAACAACAGCCAGUGAUCAACUAGAUCAAGUGGUUCGGUAACAGUGGUUUAACAAGCAUUGAAUCUAACACGUUCAACCCAGCAGCAAACGGAAUUAAUAAUCUGCAUUUUGGGGGCCGCGCUUUAACAAUCAGUCAAUCACUAUUUUUUAAAAAAAAUCUUCUAUGAGAUUGUUUUUAAUUUAAAAUGCAUUAUUAAGUGAUUAGUGCUUGUCUCUUGGUAGUGAUGAUUAUUGGGUGGUGGGGGGUGAGAAAUUGUCUUUCAAAGUGCUUUUUUAUUAUUGUUCUGUUUAACCUAUGUCUUAAACUUAUACCAGGGGGCCAAAAUGUGUUAUUUUCUGUAUGUGAUCCGAUUGUGAAGAGACGUUAGCGAUGGAGAAACGCGAGCAAACAUUUGCUCAGUCUCUGGGUAAGAGAAAGAACAAGGUCGGACUAUAUUUUUGCUCAGCAUUUUUUAUGCACUCUUUGUGGACGUGAUGUUUCCUCAUCGAAUUUAGAAGGUUGGUUGUGGUGACAUUAUCUCUUGGCUGUGGUGUAGUAUACUUAUACUGUUGCUAUAAUCAUGGGUUAAUUAAUUCCAAAAUAAGUGUCAUUUGUAUUGGGUUUUCUCGGCUGCUCUCUCCCUGUGCCUCUCAGUGAGAGGGGGAGACUGGUACAUCUAGACCUGUCUGCGACUUGCUAUGAGGGCCUGUGCUAUGUGGUUCAUUCGCUACAAAACACAGUGUGAGUGGUGGGAUAACUGGUGACCUGUGUGUGUGUCUGUGGGAGACCAGAGUUGUUCUAAUUAUGUAUCUCAAGUCUCGGGUCCACAAGAACAUUAUGCAUAUCUUCAGAAACCAAUCAGUGAAGCGGCAAGCAGCGCCUCGGCACCAAUGACUGGCCGUGUCACUCGGGCUUCUUAAAUUUGAGAGAGGGUCUGCGGAAGGAAUCGUAACCGGUGAAUCCUGAGACACAGGAUAAGAUCCGCUGGUUGCAAAUCCCUUUUUACACAGUGGCAAAGCAGGCCCCUUUUUCUAUCAGCUGAACUCAGUUGCAGUGAUAUUUUAACCUUUAACGGCAAUUCAGUCAUAUGACCAUAGAAUAUUACAAGCACAGAAGGAGGCCAUUUGGCCCAUCGUGCUUGUGCCAGCUCUUUGGAAGAGCUACCCAAUCGGUCCCAGUCCCCCGCUCUUUCCCCAUACCUCUGCAAAUUUUUCCUCUUCAAGUACCUGUCUAAUUCCCUUUUAAAAGUUGUGAUUGAACCAUGCCAAUAAUUUUCAAGCUGAUUUAUUUUUGCCCCAAAUUAUGAUGAUGGGAGGCAGAGACAAUAAGCCGAUAAACUUGAAGACAAAGUCCCUUUGACUUGCAAAGUGAAGCGUUCGUACAGAGUAUUCCGUCCUUUGGAUAACAUAUCUGGCUGCUCUAAAGUAUGGAAUUGAUUUUGUUAAUUAAAUGCCUGAUAUAAUUUAAUUACAAAUACACUGUUUAACAGUUGAAGAUUUUCACACUUCACCUGUGUGUGCGUGUGCGCAUGUCUGUUUUUAAUCUCACUUCCCAUUCACCUAUGACGUUAUGUUCUCUUGUGUCAUUUGGACAGUACCUCACAUCGUACAGUAACUGUUACACUUAUGUAUGUGCCGUGGUAGGGAUUUUGUGAGAAUAUCGAGGUGGCAAUUUUGUUAUAAAUGAGAAUUAUAUCUAAUAAUGACAAUGUGUAAAAGCACAAUGUUGCUGUACGUCUUAAUUCAGAAGUAAAAAUGAUGGCAAUACCAUUUUCCAAUUGAAUGCUGGUUUAUAUCGAGAUUUUAUCGAGGUUUAAUAUUAUUAUGUUAUUGGAUAGUUUACUAUUUAUUAAAUAUGAUUAACUGGUACGAUUGUGUUUGCGUGUGUGUAUAUACAGUAAACUCCUGAUAACUCAACCCUGGCUUAAUUUGUCACUACCACUUAAGUCAUCAUGCUGUUGAUAUCCUGGCCACACUUAUUUAUGUAUUUAUAUAGACGCCUAACUCAUCACUGAGCUUUUUUCCUUCAGAGUGACGAGUUGUCAAGAGUUUACUGUAUGCGUAUACUAUAUGUAUUUCACUUAUUAUUAACUGAAAUGUCAGCAUGUAUCCAAAGUCACAGGGGAUUCGGAUGAAAGUGGCUGUUUGAUCUCAUUCUCCACACAACAGUCUUCCCAUUAAAACAUUAAUAUGUUGCUUAAAUUAAA